ACACUACGGUCCUCAACGCUUCCCUGCAGAACUCGUCUGUAUCUUCCUCUCCCAUUGCGUGAAUUUAGCAUACAUCCGCCACAAUGUCACACCUAACCAACCCUCUCGCAACACCAGCCCAACUCUACGCCCUCAACACACUCAACUCCCCCCUCCCCCCGGACCUCCAAAACAGCAUCCGAUUCUAUACCGCGCGUCUAACACAAGCCGCCGGGUUACUCCUCCGAUUAUCACAAGAUAUAGCGGCGCAAGCCAACAUACUUCUCUAUCGUUACUGGCUCGUCGACCCGCUGCUUGCGUGGGAAUUUAGCGAUGUAUCAGCAAGCGUCCUCUAUCUAACAGCCAAGAUCUCCGCGUCCCCACGUUCCUUAAGGAGCAUAACAAACGUAUACGCCUACCUCCUCUCCCCCUCCUCCCACCUCUUGCCGCAACCACAAACCAACCCCUUCGCCACGCCUCCAGACCCAGAAUCUUACUAUCUCUCCGAAACCUCCUACAUCAACUUCCGCAACCGCCUCCUAAACAUCGAAGGCCAGAUCCUCAACGCGCUAGGAUUCAACACACACGUUGCUCUCCCUCAUCCGCUCGCAAUCACCUAUCUCCAAACUCUCGACGUCUUCUCCUCGUCUGCUGGCAAAAUUGUGGCGAAGAGGACGGUGGAGUAUCUUAAUACAGCGCUGUUGAGUCCGCAGAUGUUGUAUUUGACGCAUCAGCCUAAUGCGCUUGCUACGGCGGCGAUUUAUUUGAGUGCGAGGGAGGAGGGGGUUAAGUUGCCGGAGACGGAGUGGUGGGAAGUAUUUGAUGUUGAGAGGGAGGAGUUGGGGUUUCUGGUUGUGGGGGUAAUGAGCUUGGAGGGGGUUGUGAGGAAGGAGAGAGAGAGGUGGGAGCAUGUGGACGGGGAGGGGAAGGCGGUGGGGAUGAUAACCAGGGAAAUGGUUAGGGAGGAGAUGGGAAGGUUGGGGUUGAAUGAGGGAGGAGGGGUGGGAAACGGGGUGGUAGAAGAGGACGAGGAGGCGCAGAUGGCGAGGUUGUUGGAUGAAAAGGUUGCGGCUGUGAGUGCAUAGCGUGGAUAUUGGGAGGUGUAAGAUUAUAUUGUAUAAUAUGGAAGCACAAACGAAGGUUGCUUGCGUUAGAAGUGCAGCUCUGUGGCUAAAAGAGGAACUAUUUCUGAAUGCCUUACAAGUUGUCGAUACCUAGUCUCCGUUAAACGUGGGGAUGGGGCCGCAUGGUAAUACGUUUCGCCCUUGCUAUGGCCAUCUCUUCGAAAAGGAGAACUCUAACC
Molecule: messenger RNA, 1282 nt
Organism: Hyaloscypha bicolor E
Lineage: Eukaryota; Fungi; Ascomycota; Leotiomycetes; Helotiales; Hyaloscyphaceae
Exons: 2
Coding region: 84-1064 (326 amino acids)
Biological process (GO): regulation of transcription by RNA polymerase II
Cellular component (GO): nucleus
Molecular function (GO): cyclin-dependent protein serine/threonine kinase regulator activity
Source: RefSeq, a predicted model, not a curated record